CGGCGGAAGGGAGGUGCCCAGCCAUGGCUUUCCGGUAGCGCCGGUGGAUUCUCUCUCUUCGCUUGCCGCUGGGAGCGGGCGGCAUGGCCGCGAGGCGGGCGCUGUUAGCGCUGCGGUCCCACGGCGCCCUCCCGCCCGCUUCCGCCUCACGUCACCGCCUCACGCCCGCCCGUCCGCGCGCGGUGGCCGCCAUUAGCGGCGGCGCGGGGUGGGGGCGGCGCUGCAGGGAGAGCGGUGUGAGCAACUCCGUGCCUUCAUUUUUACGAAGCAAGGACAGCGUUUCCUUGCUGGGAAGUAGGAAGCUUUUUUUUGACACUCAUGCCCUGGUGUGCCUCCUGGAAGGACAUGGAUUCACUACUCAGCAGUCGGAGGUGAUUGUGUCUGCAUUCGUGAAAAUCGUGAACACCAACCUGGAUAUGAUUUACAAGGACAUGGUGACCAAAGUGCAGCAGGAGAUUGCUCUUCAACAAAUAAUGUCCCAUAUUGGUGGAUUGAAAAAGGACAUGAUUAUAUUGGAAAAAAGUGAGUUUUCAGCACUUCGGUCAGAAAACGAGAAAAUAAAACUGGAACUCCAGCAGAUAAAGAAGCAAGUCAUGGAUGAAAUUGCCAAAGUUCGUGCAGAUAACAAACUAAACCUAAACCUAGAGAAGAGCAGAGUAAAAGAACUGUAUUCACUUAAUGAAAGAAAACUACUUGAAAUGAGGACAGAAAUAGUGGAACUGCACGCACAACAAGAUCGAGCUCUGACCCAAACAGACAGAAAAAUAGACACAGAAGUUGCUGAUCUGAAAACAAUGCUGGAAUCACACAAACUCGACAAUAUUAAGUACUUAGCAGGUUCAGUAUUUACAUGCCUUACUGUAGCACUGGGAUUUUAUCGUUUAUGGAUGUAAUAAAGCCUCACUUUAGAGGGACUUCUACUGUCUUGUUUUCUGAAAAUGGAAAAAAAAUUAUUUGCUUGAACUUCAACCAAGUCUUGAAUGUGUUAUUUAUUUUUUUGUGAAGAAGACUGUAUUGAGAAUGUAACCAAAGACGUGCCUGGAAACAAACUGUACAUAUGUCAUGCCCAAUUUGAACCUUACCUCUGUUCAAAGCACUUGUGAAUUUUCCUUCAUUCUGAACUGCAGUAUGCCUUGCUGUUGCAAAGUGCCAUAUAAGCAAAGACUGACAUUCAUACCAAUUGUAUGGAGCUGCAUGCACUAGGAAUUACCUUUUGUUGUCUGUUCAGACGUGCUUACCAGAGUCAGUUGCAUCUGUUGGACUGGAGUUGUGAUUAUUAGUAUAAAACUGAAACUAAAUGUUUUGUGGCUUGGAAGCACUCUUGUUUAAGUAGGAUUUGUGUUAACUGAAUCAUGCUUGCUUCUCUCCUUCUAACACUUGAUCAUACAGUUACUAUGAUCAAAUAUGUCUUGCCAUUUUUAUAACAGUACAGUCAUCAGCUUCUUUUUUCAGAUGACCAUUGAAUCAAUCAUCUUUCGUGAGUACUGUGUAAUGGUAGCAGUGUUUGCUGCUAGUUCUGCUUUUAAUCUGUCUGUAGGUUUUUUACUAACUCACCGUUUUAUACAUAAGUUUCUGAUACUCAUUCCACAUGCUAAUUUUUAACUUAACCACUGUAAAUGGGAAUUUGAAAUGCUGUAAAAUACACUGGUUUUACUUUAUGGCUAGAUUAUACAAACUCUCUGUGGUGCUGCUUCCUUGUUGGAAAGGAAUUGGUGCUUCUGGAAAGGAUAUUUUUUUAUGGGUGGUUCUGAAGCAGUGUCAUACAUGAGGGAACUGCAGUUUUGUCUGUCUUCGGUUUGUUUUCUUGUCUUAUUAAAAAAAAAUCCUACUGGUACUUCAAAUGUGGAACUUGGAUAGUGAUAUAAUGAUGAAAGUGGUAAUGGAGAUCUGUAAGGAUAUUUAAACUCACAGCUUGUGAACUAGCAAAUGCAAAUGAAAGCACCCUGUGUAUCCAGGUACAUAACCAUCCAGGUAUAUACCCAUCAUUCUUUCAUUCAGGAAGUAACAGGUUUAGUAACAGUCAUCUGUGUUCCUCCAUGUAAGGGAAAUAUUGUAAAUAUUGAAAUAUAGGAAAGGAGAAUGACCUAUGCACUGGUAAUAAAUGCUGUCUGCCUUUGUUUAAUGAAAGUAAAGCUGUCUGGUUACCUUGUGUCUGUGUCAUAAAAGCUAUUUAACUUCUUUGGUGGUUGCCAAUGCAGACUGAUUUGAGGACAAACAGAUGUACGACUGUGGAUGCAAACUUGAAAUAAAGAAUUUCAUAUAUUUCAUAGAAUUACGAUGUUUUCCAUAUAAGUACAACUCUUUCAAUUAAUCUGAAUGUAAUUACUUUAAGGUAAGUCAUUGUUCAUGAGACUGAAAGCUAAGACUGAAAGCAAAGUCAGCAGCCACUAGAACACUCCAAAGAGGAAGGAGCAGCCAGUAGAGAUUAUUAAUUAGCAAUAAUAGUUUCCCUGUGCUAAUUUUAACAGCUCCUUGAAAUUGAAUGAAUCUGUACUGGAGUUCUUCACUUUCUUGUUGGCUUUUUUAUUAUUAUUAUUUUUUUGUUUGUUUGUUUGUUUUGUUUAAGAAAAUAUUUUUUGUACAUGUUGUACAUUUUGAGCUUCACUAUUUGAGAAAGUAUAAUUUAAUGUUUGGAAUUAUCUCAGUGUUGAUUCCCAUCUUUCCAGAGUAGAGAGGCCUAUAUAUGUCUGUGUAAUCAGUGCAUCUUUACCUGCACGCUCAAGCAUCUGAUAAUAAUUGCUGAAUUAAUUCUUUAAAAAUAAUUUUAAAUGCAAUGUGUGUUUGGCUGAAAACAGAUCUCUAUGCAAACAGGCUGCUUUUGGGGGUCAAGUGGAGGGAGGAUGUGAAAGAUUACAGAAUAGCGUUGUCCUGGAAUUAGCAAAGCAAGUAAAAGCACAGUCUUUGGUGAGUGUUCUGAACAGGGAAUAACAUUUAUGCUUUCAUUCUCCUAAAUUACAUACUAAUAGGAAAGAAUUAGUAUUUCCUAGCCUAUAAAGUCUUCAAGUGUGAUGUAAAAAAGCUGCCUCUUUUGUAUGAGGAUAGGUGUUCUUUGAUCUCUUCCUCUGAUUUUAAAGAUCAGCUUAGCAGUCUCACACAUGAAUCACAUUUAUUGGCAUUCCCAAUAGGUAGAAUUUGUACUUGGAAAUAUAUGGAUUUAAUUUCAAAGAAAUAUUUAAAGUUAAAAUACACAAGCAAAUUAAAAAUCUUUUGGUGCAGAUGAGAAGCAAAUACAUCAGGAUACUGCUGAAUAGCUUGAAAAACAGAAGUUGAGUGUCACUGGAUUCCUAACUAGGAGACUUAAAAUCCUUCCCAAUUUCUUUCUGUACGACUUGCUGCACUGUGCUGUGUAAUGUUUAGUACCAGAAGCAAUUUGUGACUAGAAAUGGAAUCUAGCUGCUUGUGUGUCUUGUUUUAGCCCUUGCCUGCAGUAAAAAUCUGUCAGUGAGCCAUCCUUCUCACUGGCCUCAGCUCAAGUGUUUCACUAAACUGUUACUAACAGCCAUUGCUGUGCAAUCACGUGCUCUUGAGGCCUCUCUCUCUUGGAGAUUGGAUCAUUUGUUUCCCGGAACAUUGAAGUUAUUUUUAAAAACACAAGUUGACAAAUGGGAGUUUAUUUUUAACGUAGGUGUGAAGUCUGCUUCAUUUUUUUCCUCUGCACGCAAACGUUCUGCAUACUUAUCAUGUUUCUUUUUAAGCCUUGUUCCUGCAGUGAACGUCCCCUGAACUAGGAUCUUCAUAAACACUGAAAUCCAACCUCUGUGCAGUCACUGGCAGUACCUAUGUACUGAAAGCACGCUUUUGCCUUCUAGGUAUUUUGAAUCAUACCAGUUCCAUGAAAAAAAAAAGACUUGUUUUUCUUACUGCCAUCUAUAGACCUGACAUGGGGAAACUGUCUUUUUUUUUCUCCUCUAUCUGCAGUUAGCUAAAUUCCUGUGACUAGUUCCUUUGAACUACUAGUUGCAGGCAGGAGCAAAACUUGCCUUUGCAUCUCCCACUGAGUUUCCAGGAAUCAAGUGGAAUAUCUUUUUCCCAUCUUGAUACUAACCUGGAAAGAAUUUUACAAAGCUGCCCUGUAAAUUUCCAAGAAUAAAUAAACCAUAAAGUUACCUUUUGGGAUGGUUUAAUGUACUGAUAAAAGCUGCAUGCUGAAAUUCUUUCUUUAUUCUGACUGUAGUGUUUUGUGUUGUUUUCUUUUUGUUAAUUAUUUCUCUAGCCAUCUCUUGAAUUUAUAGGUUUGUUGUUUUUUUGUUAGCCUAAGAAUAAAAUGCACUGCAUGAGCAGUUAAUUUGCUUCAGCCAAUAAAUAGGAAGUUUGUUUGCAAUCAGCUGUGCCUGGAAUAUUGGGGUUUGUUUUCAGCAUAAACAAGUGUGUGUGCUUUUGGAGGUGGAGGCUCUGCUGCUUUUGUUAGAACAGCUUCCUUUGGCCUUAAAACACGUAGUUUAUUAUUAUUACUAUUUAAACCUUGUUACCACAUUGUUUAGAUCAGUGAUGUUGAUGCUUUGUUUUACACUUAAAUCCUAGGUCAGAACAACUUACUGUAAUCCAUAACAUGAAUAAUCCACUACAUGAAAAUCUGUAACUAGACAAAGAUCAUAGACGCCAGUGUUUGCAUAGCAUUCCAUUGAAUUCUGUCUAUUCAAAGGAGGAGAAAAUUCCAGUUUUCUUGGAAGGAUGCCUAGUUGGUAUUAAAAUACUGGAAAUGGGUAAUAAAGAAUGGAGGCAAAUACCAGUCUUGGGCCAAGGUUUAUCCCUGUAGUUAUGCACGUUAAUGUGUUGUAAUAUUUCAAGUGCCGUACGUCCUUGCACUGUUCCAGUAUGCACUCUAUCAAACUCUUACAAGUUCAUUAGGUGCUUCGUUGUACUCUGAAUUGCAUCAGCUUGAUUCAAG
Lagopus muta (rock ptarmigan) is the source of this 4888-nucleotide messenger RNA. RefSeq names its product mitochondrial calcium uniporter regulator 1 (gene MCUR1). The transcript is spliced from 9 exons. Lineage: Eukaryota; Metazoa; Chordata; Aves; Galliformes; Phasianidae. Gene Ontology annotation, biological process: positive regulation of mitochondrial calcium ion concentration; calcium import into the mitochondrion. Gene Ontology annotation, cellular component: mitochondrial inner membrane; mitochondrion. Bases 84 to 893 code for a protein of 269 amino acids. The record is from RefSeq and is a predicted model, not a curated record.